AUGGCCAAAAUGCAAGCGUUGGGGGCCUACGAUCACCAGGGUAUGCAAAUGUUUUGAUGUUAGUUCGAGAGUUAGAAAUGCAAAUAUUUUUAGAAAAAUUUAAAAAAUGCCUAACUUGUAAUUUGUUCUGGAUGAGUGAAAUUGUUUUCUAUCAUAGAACGAAAUCAGCGAGCUUCAGUAGCUUUUCAGUUUCGGAAGGAAACAUCGAGUCUGAUCUAGUUGAAGCCCUCACUACAUUUAAGCGUUUAUUGAAGGGAGACGAAGUCGCGUCGCAGAUCUCAGAAGUUUUACUGAUCGCUGUAGUAAGGAGAAUCAUGUUUACGUGACUUUAUCUCAACACGUAAGUGUUUGUCCGUAAUUCACGCUUGCUGCUUAGCUUCCCAGGCGUCAUUUGAUCGAUAUCAGUGUAACGGUAUGUUCUGUGGUUUCUGCUAUACAUGUUAAAUUAACUUUUAGAGGAAAUCCUUCGCAUUCGACUUUAAAAAGAACUAUAAACGAAAUUUAUGUGAAAUCGUCGAGUAAGGUUGUUAGAUAUAUAGACUUCAAAUGCAAAUCUGUUUGCAUGUUUUGCUGGUACAACCUAGGACAAUACACACUUCAAGCGAAAGUUCAGGGGAAAUUAUAGAGUAACUUGUCUUGUUUUCUCAUUGAAUUCUUGCAGAAAGCUCUAAACAUGGACGUGGAGGAAACCAUUGCUCCCAACAACUCCAUCUUACCUCGAACUGAGUACGAUGAUAAUUUCCUCGUGGAUUUCACAGUCGUGGAAACUGCUUUUGCUGCUGCCGCUUUGCUCGUCAUCAUGAUAGCAUGUUUAACAGGAAACCUUGUCAUUUGCUACGUGGUUUUCCGUAGUAGACGAAUGUGGACAGAAAUGAACAUGUUCUUGGUGAAUCUCGCCAUUUGUGAUAUCGCUAUGACUUUUUUGUCUAUGCUAUCUCCUCUCGAAACUGCUUUAAUCAGGAAGUGGGCAUUUGGCACGGGGCCUGUGUGUCAGUUAAACGCCUUCUGUAACUCUGUCUUAAUUUGCAACACAAUAUUUACGCACACUGCAAUAUCAAUAGACAGGUUUUUUGCCGUGGUAAAGCCAAUGGAAAAAAUUAUGACUAAGAGAAAAGCGUUUUUUAGCAUAGCUGGUGUGUGGAUGUUAUCAGUGGCCAUUACUAUUGGACCUAUGGUCGGCUGGGGUCGAAAUGUUUACAACGCCUCAACAUUACAAUGCGGUUUUAAAUUUCCUGAAAAUGAAUUUGAGAAAUUUUACAUCUUAUGUCUGGCUGUAAUCGCGUUUUUACUACCCUUAAUUAUCAUGAGCUAUGCAUACAUACGAAUUUAUAUCGUUGUACGGAAUCAUACAAGGCGAUUGUCAACUUCUACAAUCGGUAAUUCUCAAUACUCUUUAAUACAAAAUCAAGACAGAAUUGUCUUAACGUUUUUCCUCGCUUUAAUUGUAUUCGUCAUUUGCUGGACACCAUUCUUUGUAUUCAUUGCAGUUGCUGCUUCAGUUUCUUCCCGGGAAAAAAUACCACGUGGCUUAGGAAUUGCAGCUUACUGGUGUGGCUUCAUGAACUCUGCCAUAAAUCCUUAUUUGAUCGGCUUGAGGAGUGAGAAAUUUUAUGAUGCAUUUGUAGCUGUAUUUUGUUGCAGAUUUCAUUCCUGUAAAUGUAAUUCAAAUGAAAGAAAAAACGAAAGCACCAAUCCAAACGAUCAAAUGUUUUGCACAGAUGGGAAAAGAGAGUCGCCAUUGGAACAAACAUCACAAAUGGCACAUGUAGGAGAUGACUAUGCCAAUUCAUUUUUGAACAUGGCUGCUGUUUCUGAUACAAAAGCAACUCAAGAAACGUCUGCUAAAAUAACAAACGACGAGAAGACAAGACAUCAAAGACGACAAGGGAGAGAUGAAACCCCAGGGGUUAUAUAUCCUUGUUAUAUCCAUAUGGUCGAUGGAAAACUCUGGAAUGAGGCCAUUGUUUAA
Messenger RNA from Pocillopora meandrina, 1969 nucleotides. The record is from the annotation of a GenBank genome assembly. NCBI's taxonomy places the organism in Eukaryota, Metazoa, Cnidaria, Anthozoa, Scleractinia, Pocilloporidae.